AUGCUCACUGAUGGUCCAGUCCUCAAUGUGAUAACUUGGCUGCAGCGGCAGAACUUGAUAGCUAGCCCUCUGAGAUGUGUGCCAUGUAAUAGAGGAAUGGAAUUAGCAGAGAGAAAUCCAAAUCCCGUAGAUGGCUAUGCGCGGUAAGACUUGACAGUUCCAACACAAAGACUAUUUUUAAAAUUGUCCACUUUAUAUUACUGGCAUACUACUAUUAAACUAAUAUAGUUCUAAAAAAAGUGAUAAUUCUAAACCAGAAUUCUACCCGAGUUACACCACUGCUUUUUUUUUUCCAGGAGAUACAGAGGGUGUAGAGGCAAGAAGUCUUUAAGAGAAGGCACUUUUUUCGCCGACUUUCCCAGUAUUCCUUUAAAAAAACUCUUAAUUGUAAUCUACCUGUGGGGUCAGCGCGAGUUGCGCUCUAGAGUAUCGUUCAUGGUUGGAUUGACCAAAAACGCCUUUGAACUUCUGGGCAACUUUAAAAGGAAAUCAAACAAUGUUCGGGCACAUAAAUGAAUAAACUAGGCUUUCAAAAAUUAUUUACAAAGAUUAAAACUGUGCUCGACCUUGAGGCACAUGCGAAAUUCUUAUUCGACUUAUAAAAUGGUCAAAUAGCGUCGAGUAACUCCCAACACUUGGCACAGUACCCGCCAUUAAAUCUGCUAAGAGGACUGGGUUUAUCUGCCAGGAAGGUGCUUGAUGUCACAAAUAUUAGAUAAAAAUUAAACUUUCUUUUGAUGAACAUAGGGGCAACUCUCAAUCUCCAAUUUAAAACAUUUACUCGUUAUAGUAUCAAAGAGGGCGCAGGGCCAGCGAUAAAGUAUGGGUAUUUGGCGUGAUCUCUUCGGAACACAGUCAUAGUCGCGGCUACUUCUAAGUUGUGUAAAAAAGAGACCGCCGAGAAUUGUCCAAUGUUCUGCAAAGGGUCCUCCUGCCUGGGUCAGAAGUACACACCGACGACUGGGCUGCCUAA
Molecule: messenger RNA, 973 nt
Organism: Pocillopora meandrina
Lineage: Eukaryota; Metazoa; Cnidaria; Anthozoa; Scleractinia; Pocilloporidae
Source: the annotation of a GenBank genome assembly